AUGAAUCGCGAAACGCUUCCACAAUUCGAGGAACUGCCUCUGUCACCAGGAGACCCCCCCUUUUCAGCUUGGGGCUUAUGGAAGAAAUCAUCCCUGGGAUCACUCAAUCAUUUGACAGCAGAAAAAGUUCUGCAAGGGGCAAGAAAUGAAAUCACUACAGGCACCCGAGUGUGUCUAAACCUCCCACUAGACACGAUCAACCCUGGAUUGUUUGGACGCCCGAACUUUGAGCAAAAGCUGAUCAAUAAGGCACCUCGUACUAUCAACGAUGACAGUAUCAAUUUCAACACCCAAGGCAGCUCUCAAUGGGACAGCUUCCGACACUUUGGCUAUCAAAAAGAGCAGGUGUUCUACAAUGGUGUCACUCAAGAUCUCAUCCAUGGGCCCGAAAAAUCCGGCGCGAAUGGAAUCGGAGAGUGGGCUGAACAGGCUAUCGCUGGAAGAGGAGUCUUGAUUGAUUUCUACGACUGGGCUCAGACCAACGCGCACGAGUUCGACCCCUUGGGAACUUCGCCUAUUACAGUCGAGCACGUCAAGAAAAUAAUGACCGAGAAGAAAAUUGAGCUCAUGACAGGGGAUGUUCUCAUCAUUCGAACCGGUUACGUCCCCGCAUAUCUUCAGCUUUCUGCGGAUCAGAGAAAAGAAGUAUCGACCAAGUUCGCUUUUCCAGGGCUAGCCCAGUCCGAAGAGACUACUCGAUGGCUCUGGGAGAGGCAGUUUGCCGCAGUAGCAGCGGACUCGCCAGCAUUUGAGUGCACACCACCGACGGAUCCCGAGUGGUUUCUUCACCCAGUUCUCCUUGCGGGCUGGGGAACUCCCAUUGGAGAGUUGUUCGACUUGGAAAAGCUAUCAGAGACAUGUAAAGAGCUAGGACGUUGGACAUUCUUCCUCUGCAGCGUUCCCUUGAAUUAUAGCGGUGCGGUGGCAAGUCCGCCCAAUGCCAUGGCUAUCUUCUAA
Molecule: messenger RNA, 957 nt
Organism: Exophiala viscosa
Lineage: Eukaryota; Fungi; Ascomycota; Eurotiomycetes; Chaetothyriales; Herpotrichiellaceae
Exons: 6
Coding region: 1-957 (318 amino acids)
Molecular function (GO): arylformamidase activity
Source: RefSeq, a predicted model, not a curated record